AUGGCGAUCUCGCCGCAGCGCCGCUUGCUUUGGCAACCACAAAACCUCAACUCUACUGAGACAGAUCGAUUUCGGCGAUUCAUCAACAAGAGGCACAAUCUGUCCAUUCGCGACUAUGGCGAGCUUCAUGCCUACUCCGUGAGCAAAGAGUCAGCUGGGGACUUCUGGGUUGAUCUGUUCUUGUUUCUCGAUAUCAAGGCAGAUGUGAUUCCACGGUCAUCAUAUCUGGGCCAUUUACCAAUGUACUCGCCUCCCCAAUUCUUCCCUGGCAUCAAAUCAAACUUCGCGGCAAAUCUGCUUCUGGGCAACAAUCCCAAGGAUAUUGCAAUCCAUGCGUGCAAUGAGGGCGGCAUCAAUUUGAUCCAUGUCACUUGGGGUGAGUUAUAUCGCAGAGUGGAGCAAACAGCGGACGCCAUGGCGGCAUUUGGCAUCGGCGUCGGCGAUAGGGUUGCUGCUGUGAUCUCAAAUCGACCAGAAACCAUGAUCUUAUGUCUCGCAACACUUUCUCUCGGAGCUUUGUGGUCGACCUCGUCACCGGACAUGGGAGAUCAGGGCAUCCUCGAUCGAUUAUUGCAGAUCCGCCCGAAACUUGUCUUCGCGGAAAGUGCGGUACUUUAUAAUGGGAAGAUCAGAAAACUCAUGGAAAAGCAUUCGGCGUGUGCUUCACGUAUGCAGACGACUCCGGAGUUCAUCACAUAUGUUGUGAUUGAACACCCCGAUCAGCCUGUCAAGAUAUUGCAGGGCUCUGGCCUCAUUGGAUAUCCCGAGUUUCUGCAGCGUCGCGUGGGUAGAAAGUUAUCCUUUGAACAACUUCCUUUCCACCAUCCUGGCUUCAUCGUCUAUUCGUCAGGAACGACAGGACAACCCAAAUGUAUUGUGCACAGUGCUAUGGGACUGCUACUUCAGGUGAGAAAAGACUCCACCUUUUGUUUCGAUGUCCGUCCAGGCGACACGCUCCUACAGUAUACCACGACCGGCUGGAUUAUGUGGGCCAUGGUCUUAUGCGGUCUGGCAUAUAAGGGCCGUGUCGUGGUGUACGAUGGGUCACCAUUAUUGCCCGACAAAUUGGUGCUGUUUCGCUUGGUUGAGAAGCUCAAAGUAAAGUUACUUGGUACUUCCGCGCGUUUCCUCUCUGACUUGAAAGCCGAGAACCUGAAGCCGAAGAAUCAUUGCGAUCUUUCCAGCUUGCGUACUAUCACUUCGACGGGAAGUACGCUGGCAGCUGAUGUCUGCAAUUGGUUCUAUGACGAAGGGUUUCCUGCGCAUAUUCAUCUUGCUUCUACUAGUGGCGGAACAGAUUUGGCCUGUUCUCUCGUGAGUGGAACUCCAACACUUCCAGUGUACUCAGGCGAGAUCCAAUGCGAGAGUCUCGGAAUGGCGGUCGAUAUUGCAGAUGUGACAAAAGCCGAACUCCAUUCAAUCAAAUCAUCUGGAAAGCCGGGAGAGCUCGUCUGUACGAUGCCUUUCCCCAGCCAACCUGUCAUGUUCUGGGGCAGUACCGGAGCAAAACGAUAUGAGAGCUCUUAUUUCGAGCGCUUUGGGAGAAAGGUCUGGAAUCAGGGUGAUUUCGUCCAGAUGAGUACGGAUACUGGAGGAUUCUUGAUGCUUGGACGAUCCGAUGGUGUGUUGAAUCCGUCUGGUGUUCGAUUUGGAUCGGCGGAAAUUUACGAAGUCGUCGAUAAGUUGCCUUAUGCCGAAGAUACCAUCUGCGUGGGCCAGAGAAGAGCAAGAGAUGCGGACGAGUCGGUCAUCUUGUUCGUCAAGAUGCAGCAGAACAAACCUUUGACCACCGCGAUGAAAAAAGAGAUACAAUCCGCGAUCCGAACGGCUCGAUCUCCGCGCCACGUACCGAAAUACAUCUUCCAGGUCCCCGAGAUCCCUUAUACAAUCAACGGCAAGAAGGUUGAAAUUGCUGUAAAGCAGAUCGUCUGUGGCACCUCGAUUACUCCAUCAAGUACCGUGGCCAAUCCACAGUCUCUCAAGUUCUUUGAGCAAUUUCUGGAGGUCGAACAAGCUGCAAGAGGGAGCGAGUCACCUUCUGCGAAGUUGUAG
Cladophialophora psammophila CBS 110553 is the source of this 2052-nucleotide messenger RNA. Its product is annotated as acetoacetate-CoA ligase. The transcript is spliced from 9 exons. The coding region runs from base 1 to 2052 and encodes 683 amino acids. Gene Ontology annotation, molecular function: acetoacetate-CoA ligase activity. Gene Ontology annotation, biological process: lipid metabolic process. Gene Ontology annotation, cellular component: cytosol. NCBI's taxonomy places the organism in Eukaryota, Fungi, Ascomycota, Eurotiomycetes, Chaetothyriales, Herpotrichiellaceae. The record is from RefSeq and is a predicted model, not a curated record.